GGCGGCGGCAGCCAUUCGACACCCACCUCACAAGACCACAAAGACGCAACUUAAGAAUAAGCAAAUGUUUGGCGUUUCCAGGGCACAGGCUGGAUUAGCCCCUGCACCGUCAAGUGACCGCAAGCCACCUCCGCAAAUUCGCUCGUCUAGCCGAGCUCUGUAUGGCCCGCGCCAGGCCGUUAUGCCCCAUUCUCCCUGCAAUGAUUCUCUUGGGCCAAUGGAUGUCGGCGAUGGCGCUGCAGGCAGGGGUAUGAGCGAGGUUUUAGGUCCCCUUGACUGGCGAGCUAGAGGUGGGAAGCCAGACGGGACGAUGACAACAGCUCGCAUUGCUAACGCCGGGGCGAGACGUGAGUCGACGCAGGUGCCCAGUGGAAAGCCACCAACCAUGCAUAUGGCUCUUUUGGACGCUGGCGCCGGCCGGCUCUCAGAGCUCCUCGUGAUCGCGUGCCUCGGGGCGAGACGAAGCAUCAGAUCAGAGACAAAAAGAAGCCAACUGCCCUCUUCCCAGGCCCUUUUAUUCCGCCAAGAGACAUUUUGCACAAUUGAAAAUUACCGUCGGUGACAUACGUGCUUUUCUUUUUUUCUUUUUUUGUUUAUUGUUUCCAACACCUGCGCGCCUUUAUUCACAUUCUGGCCCCGUAUUCCUUCCUCUGCCCUGUUGUCGCUCCUCCAGACCCGCAUAUAUCCCCCAUUGGCCCUCCACAGUCGUCUUCUCGGCUGCAUGACUUUUCCCAAGGGUGGUGUGAGAAACAGACGAAUCUGUGUCAGUCAAGGUGUGAGCGUGUAUGGAUGGCUAUGGUAUACAUAGGUAGGCAUGGUACGGAGUAAUAUGCGUCGUCUCCAUUUUUGGGACCCCUGUUGCUACCACGACACACACUUGGCAUUUUAUAUUUAGUACUC
Molecule: messenger RNA, 900 nt
Organism: Trichoderma asperellum CBS 433.97
Lineage: Eukaryota; Fungi; Ascomycota; Sordariomycetes; Hypocreales; Hypocreaceae
Source: RefSeq, a predicted model, not a curated record